UACUUACCUAGCUACCUUUCUGUUAACGAUAUGCCAAUCGUGGAUCACAGCCCUACCACUGGGGUGGUUACAGUCCUCGUAAUCCUCAUAGCUGUCGCUGCUUUGGGAGCGCUCAUCUGUGGAUGUUGGUGCUACUUGCGCUUGCAACGUAUUGGCCAGUCAGAGGAUGAAGAAAGCAUAGUGGGUGAGGGUGAGACUAAAGAGCCCUUUCUCAUGGUGCAGUACUCAAGAGACCCUCACGCUGAGCACAAAUCAAAGCUCAAUCCUAAUGGUGAGAAUCACAGCCAACUGAGCCAUCCAUUUGUGGUGAAAUUGCAGUAGGCCUAUGCUAUUGCACGUGAUCUGUUCAUCACAACAAUUAACAAUGACAAGCCAUGCGUUUCCUUGUUUGUCUUUGUAUCGCAGGCUAUAAACUGAAUUCAUUGAAUCAUGUGAAGUAACGUUUGACAGUUGAGUUUGUGUUGGUUUCCAAAAUGGAUUUUAAAUUGUGAGACUUCUGAAAGGCCAAUGAAGUGGACAUACGGCCAAUGUGUAUCACUCGAACCUAACGCAUACGAUGAGUUAAAUGCCAUGCCUUGAUUUUAUAAUGGUUUGCUUUGUAUUAAUAAUUAAUCUGUGAAAAUGUGUACAGUUAUGACACACUACAUAGUUUGUGUAGAAUACUUGGACUAGUCUAUUUACAAGCAUUGUUUAUCUCUAGUAUAACCUAACGUGGGCUAUUGCAUGCACCAUAAGAACUAUCAAGUUAUCAAGUUGAUGCAACUGUAAAUUCCUAUUCAUGUUUCUCUGCAUGUUGUGUUUCCAAAUAAUGCACAUGAUUUAACUUCACUUAUUUGAAGCCGUUUGCCUGGCAAAAACAAAUCCAGAAAUAAAAGUUCUUCAAAAUGGUUGGGUUUCAGUCAUCUAUGAAAGAAAUACAGUGCCCUCCAA
Hypomesus transpacificus is the source of this 930-nucleotide messenger RNA. RefSeq names its product stannin (gene snn). Gene Ontology annotation, cellular component: mitochondrial outer membrane. Lineage: Eukaryota; Metazoa; Chordata; Actinopteri; Osmeriformes; Osmeridae. The transcript has a single exon. The coding region runs from base 31 to 321 and encodes 96 amino acids. The record is from RefSeq and is a predicted model, not a curated record.